Molecule: messenger RNA, 366 nt
Organism: Rhizoctonia solani
Lineage: Eukaryota; Fungi; Basidiomycota; Agaricomycetes; Cantharellales; Ceratobasidiaceae
Exons: 3
Coding region: 1-366 (121 amino acids)
Source: RefSeq, a predicted model, not a curated record
AUGUUUGCCGAGCCACUCAUGAAUGCCCGGGAGCGUGCGAACAAAUCCCGUUCGCCGGUCCGCAAGUUUUUGUGGAGGAAGCGAGUAUGGUUCGAAUCGACAUUUGGGUUGAGUGUCAUGGAGCCUUGGGAACGUAACAUGGAGGCUGACAUAUGCGACCUCUUUGUUUCCAGUGGUUUUGACGUUUUUUUCAUUGCAUGGGCACUGUUGACCAUCGCAUGCUACCGCACAUUACCCAGCACACUCAAGUUCUGGAGCGAGCGGACGAUGUUCUAUUUACACGGAUACGGUAACGAGACGGAUGCCAAUGCCCGUAUGCUAACCAGAGGGCAACAAGCACAAGCAUUCUCCCUCAUCUCUUCCUAA